AAUUAAAUUCAGAUACAAAACAGAACUAAGCGAAUAAGGACGUGAUUCUCCUUUUUAAAUAUACAAUAUUUUUUUUUACAUAUACAUAGAAAAAGAAAAAACCGAAAUAAAUGAAAACUGAAUAAGUUGUCAAAAUAAAAACGAUACAAAAAAAAACUAAGUGAUUGAAGUAAAACUUUUGGAUUUCAAAUUUUUAAGUAUAUAAAAAAUUAAAUAGAAAUCUAAACAAAAAACAUUUAGAUAAUUCUAAACAAAUAAGACGGAUUUUUUCUAACAACUUCAAGAAGUUUCUAGUACAAUAAAAAAACGCCUUUAUACAUCAUAGUUUGUUGAUACAUACAUACAAAAAAUAUACAAAAACAAAACCAACGUAGACAAGAAGAAAAGUAGGUGACAACAAAUUUGCAAAAAAACAAAUGUUCUUAUAUCUAUGACCAAUUAUUGACAUCACCACAGAAUUUCGUACAACUAUUUGCCGCUGAAUUUCCAUUUAUCUCAUUCGAACGCCAACAGUUGGUACAAACUUUAACUGCCAUGUCGACGGCAUUCCUGACCGCUAUAGCGGUUAUACUCUGCAUUCUAUUUCGCAUUUUAAACGUCAACAGUCAACCAUUGAAACCCAGUGUCUGGUGUCUGGAUCAACAGUUUUUAGAUUGUCUAUAUAAGAUUGCUCCAGUUUUAAAGGAACCCUACAUACCAACACGCUUGUGGGGUUUUAGUGGUCAUGUACAAACUGUCCUGCAUAGUAUUGUGGGACGCGUUAAAUGCCCUUGGCCGUUAGGCGAACGUGUUUACUUAUCCCUGGAAGAUGGUUCUACAUUAACGUAUGAUUUGUAUCAACCUCUAAAAGAAUUUGAAGAUGACAUCACCGUAGCCAUAUGUCCUGGUAUUGGCAAUUCCUCGGAAAGUGUUUAUAUACGCACAUUCGUUCACUAUGCACAAUGUCAUGGCUAUCGUUGUGCAGUCCUUAAUCAUAUUGGUGCCUUAAAUAGUGUCCAAGUCACCGCCUCGAGAAUAUUCACAUAUGGUCAUACUGAUGACUAUUCCACAAUGAUUGAGAAUCUAACGGAAAAAUAUAGAGAUACACAUAUUGUUGCGGUGGGCUUUAGUUUGGGUGGUAAUUUGGUUACCAAAUAUAUGGGCGAAAGUGACAAGAGAAAACCACAAAAUAUCAUUGGUGGUAUUUCAAUAUGCCAGGGCUAUAAUGCCGAAGAAGGCACCAAAUGGCUACUAAAUUGGCAAAAUUUCCGUCGUUUCUAUUUAUACAUAAUGACUGAAAAUAUGAAAAAUAUCAUUUUAAAACAUCGUCACGUCCUCCUGUCGGAGGAGACACGCCAGCGUCAUAACUUAAAUGAGCGUGAAAUAAUUGCAGCCGCCACACUGCCUGAACUGGAUGAGGCAUAUACAAGACGUGUUCAUAAUUUCCCCACAACAACUGACCUUUACAGAUGGAGUUCCUCUUUACACUAUUUUGAUAAAAUUGAAAAACCAAUGAUAUUUAUAAAUGCCAAAGACGAUCCCUUAGUACCAGAAGAUUUAUUGCCGCCCAUUAAGAAUUUUGCCGCAUCUCGUCACAAGACUUGUUAUGUCGAAUUGGCCCAUGGUGGUCAUUUAGGUUUCUAUGAAGGUGGUCUUAUAUAUCCCAAUCCUGUUACCUGGUUAGAUCGUACAUUAAUAUCAAUGAUUGGAGCAUUAUUUAUGAUCCACAUAAAUCCCACAAAACAUCAGAUCUCAGCAACGCAUUAAAAGAGCUUACAAAAAUAUAUUUAGCUUUAUUUGUAAAAAUACAAAACAACAUUUAAGGGAAAAUAUUAGAAUAUAUUAAAUAGUUUUUUUUAAUAAAAAAUUUAAUUUAUAUUAAAACUGAUAAAAUAACAUUUACAACAAAAGCACACAUUUUAUAAACAAUAAACUUAAAAUAAUAAACACACUUAAAUUAUACACAACAUAGUUAUUACAACAAAACAAAAUAAAUUACCAAUAGUAUGUAUUGUGCUUUAAGAGAAGAAAGGACAUAAAAGGAACAAAAACGUAUUGUUAUGUAGAGGAAGUAACCAAAAAACAAAAACUUUAUUAACAAAAUUGUGUUUUAUGAAAACUAAUUUUGACAAAAAACGAUUUUUAGAUAUUAAAAAUAUUCAAUAACUUUACAAAAUAUAAACUGAAAAAAAAA
Molecule: messenger RNA, 2173 nt
Organism: Lucilia sericata (common green bottle fly)
Lineage: Eukaryota; Metazoa; Arthropoda; Insecta; Diptera; Calliphoridae
Gene: Hydr2
Product: abhydrolase domain-containing protein 2
Exons: 7
Coding region: 535-1746 (403 amino acids)
Biological process (GO): medium-chain fatty acid biosynthetic process; medium-chain fatty acid catabolic process; steroid hormone receptor signaling pathway
Cellular component (GO): sperm plasma membrane; sperm flagellum
Molecular function (GO): monoacylglycerol lipase activity; acetylesterase activity
Source: RefSeq, a predicted model, not a curated record